Molecule: messenger RNA, 12300 nt
Organism: Gambusia affinis (western mosquitofish)
Lineage: Eukaryota; Metazoa; Chordata; Actinopteri; Cyprinodontiformes; Poeciliidae
Gene: hcn4
Product: hyperpolarization activated cyclic nucleotide-gated potassium channel 4
Exons: 8
Coding region: 1-4308 (1435 amino acids)
Biological process (GO): potassium ion transport; transmembrane transport
Cellular component (GO): membrane
Molecular function (GO): voltage-gated potassium channel activity
Source: RefSeq, a predicted model, not a curated record
AUGGACAGGUUGCAUUCAUCCAUGCGUAAAAGGCUCUACAGUUUGCCACAGCACAUUGGACAGAAAGCAUCCAUAAUGGGCGAAGGAGAAGACGCAGACAAGGACACCCGGAGGAAGAGUAUAAGGAUGAAGCCUCUCCCGUCGCCGACCUCUGGGGUAAGCUGCAAAGGCAUCGGUGAGACCAAAAGUGGGGAGUCUGUGAUCAUGGAGACGGACAUGGGGAGAUCACUGAAGACUAGCUCAAAUGGGGACUGCCGGAGAUUUCGAGGCAGCCUCUCGUCCAUCACCAGUCGGCAUGUACACGACUCAGACUCGGCCGAGGCGAGACGCCUCAUCACCGAGGGGGAUGUCACCCCGAGCGAGGAGAGCCCUCCUGGGGCGAUCGGCGACGAGCAGCCGGAUGAAGGAGUGCAGGGUGCCAGCGGUGGCGCCCAAACCGACCCUCCAGACCAGCAGGCGGGUUUUAUAAAGUUGGAUGGCAUUGAUCAAAUUCUACCGGACGACGCUGGAUUAUAUCAAGCCGGGUUCAUACAUCGGCAGCUGGGAGCGAUGCUUCAACCGGGGGUCAACAAGUUCUCCCUGAGGAUGUUUGGAAGUGAGAAAGCAGUCGAACGAGAACAAGAGCGAGUCAAAUCGGCCGGAUUUUGGAUAAUUCACCCAUACAGCGACUUCAGGUUUUACUGGGACUUGACCAUGUUGCUGCUAAUGGUGGGCAACCUCAUCAUCAUCCCCGUGGGCAUCACUUUCUUCAAAGACGAGCACACCCCACCCUGGAUCGUUUUCAACGUGGUCUCAGAUACAUUCUUCCUCAUGGACCUGGUCCUCAAUUUCAGGACGGGCAUAGUUAAAGAAGACAACACAGAGAUUAUCCUGGAUCCCCAACAGAUCAAAAUCAAGUACUUGCGGAGCUGGUUUGUGGUAGAUUUCAUAUCCUCCAUCCCUGUGGACUACAUUUUUCUAAUAGUGGAGACACGCAUUGACUCGGAUUUCUACAAGACAGCGCGUGCUUUGCGGAUUGUACGCUUUACAAAGAUCCUCAGCUUGCUACGACUUCUGCGACUGUCUCGACUUAUUCGUUACAUCCACCAGUGGGAAGAAAUCUUCCACAUGACCUAUGACCUGGCCAGCGCCAUGGUGCGGAUAGUCAACCUCAUCGGUAUGAUGCUGCUGCUGUGUCACUGGGAUGGCUGCCUGCAGUUCCUGGUGCCCAUGCUGCAGGACUUCCCAGCUGACUGUUGGGUUUCCAAAAAUAAGAUGGUGAAUGACACAUGGGGACAGCAGUAUUCCUAUGCACUCUUCAAAGCUAUGAGCCACAUGUUAUGCAUUGGGUAUGGCAUGUACCCCCCAGUGGGCAUGACAGACGUCUGGCUGACCAUCCUUAGUAUGAUUGUAGGCGCUACUUGUUACGCCAUGUUUGUGGGGCAUGCCACUGCACUCAUCCAAUCGCUGGACUCAUCUCGGCGUCAAUACCAGGAAAAGUACAAACAGGUCGAGCAGUACAUGUCUUUCCACAAGCUUCCUGCAGAUAUGAGGCAGAGAAUCCAUGACUACUAUGAGCAUCGCUACCAGGGCAAGAUGUUUGACGAAGAGAGCAUCCUGGGGGAGCUCAACGAGCCACUCCGAGAGGAAAUCAUCAACUUCAACUGUCGAAAGCUGGUAGCUUCGAUGCCUCUGUUUGCUAACGCCGACCCCAACUUUGUCACGUCCAUGCUCACCAAGUUGAGGUUUGAGGUAUUCCAGCCUGGAGAUUACAUCAUCAGAGAGGGAACUAUUGGGAAGAAAAUGUACUUCAUUCAACACGGGGUGGUGAGCGUCCUCACCAAAGGCAACAAAGAGACCAAGCUUUCAGACGGCUCCUACUUCGGGGAGAUUUGUUUGCUGACUCGAGGCAGGAGGACAGCCAGUGUACGAGCCGACACAUACUGUCGUUUGUAUUCUCUCUCUGUGGACAACUUCAAUGAGGUCCUUGAAGAGUAUCCUAUGAUGAGAAGAGCCUUUGAGACUGUUGCCCUGGACCGGCUGGACCGAAUUGGAAAGAAAAACUCUAUUCUUCAACACAAGGUGCAACAUGAUCUCAGCUCUGGGGUACUCAACUAUCAGGAGAAUGAGAUUAUUCAGCAGAUUGUGCAACAUGACAGGGACAUGGCCCACUGCGCCCACCUCAUGCAAAACGCUCCCCCACAGACACCUCCAUCACCAACCCCUGUCAUCUGGGCGCCCCUAAUCCAGGCACCCCUCCAGGCUGCUGCUGCCACCACCUCAGUAGCCAUUGCACUGACGCAUCAUCCCCAUCUCCCACCAACACUCUUCAGACCUCCAGUCUCUGUUCUCAGUUCCCUCAAAGAUCCAUCCACCAGACUUCGAAAGUUCCAACCAUUCGUUCCUUCGUCCACAGCACCUGGCUCCUCUGGAGACUCUCUGUCUAGCACACCCUCUAAGCUGCGCUCUGGGGUAGACAUGCCAUUGCUUGCCGCCUUUCGUGCCCACCAUAUGACAUCUGGAUCUGGGACCAUUGGCUCAACAAGACAAGGAUCAGGCGUGGAAGGCCAGCGUGGAAAUAAUGGGACUGCGUCUGUGUCCAGUGAAGGGGGGACUAGUGUAUUCCCUUUUGGUCCACACUCAUCCUCUGGCUCUCCUUCUUCUAGUAUGGCACAACUUCACCCACAACCACAGUAUCAACAACCCUUUCGAUCCAGCACCCCACCCCUUUCAAAUCUCUUUCACCAAGCACCUGUAGGCGGAAGUACAGGAUCAGGACUAAGUGGAGGAACAGUUGGAGCAUGUGGGGGUGCUACAGGUUGGUCUUCAGGAUGCGCAACUGGAGGUUCUGUUGAAGGAGCCUCUGGUGGAGACUCUUCUUGGGCUGGGGAGGACUUCACAACUGGUGUAGCAGACAUUACUUCUAGGGAGUACUUUGACUUGAAAGGAGCGACUGAUGGAUCAUUACAUAGAAAUUCAGGGGAAAUACUGGGUGCAAGAUCAGAGAGCUCAGUGGGAGCUGCUUGUGGUCGGUUCACGGGUACAACAUCAGGAGCAUCAGGGUUAGGUGUCACUUGUGGUUUAAUGCAGGAUAAAACCAAGAGAUUACUAGGAGAAACUUCUAGAGGGUCAAUUGAAAGAGUCUCCAGGGGAUCAAUGAGUGGGACUUCACAGGAAUCACUGUUACUUACAAACCCUGGGGAAUUAUUUGGGAAGACCAGUGAUGGUUCAUUGGCAUCUGUUUUUGAUGGAGCGUGUGUGGGAACAUUUGGAGGAGUUCCUGUUGAAAUGUCAGUGGGGAAUUCAACAGCAUUGUUUGGGAAGUCUUCCACUGGAUCAGCAAGUAGCCAUACAGGAGGAGCCUCAAAUGAGCCUGGAGAAACCGAAACAGGAGGAUAUACUGGUAGAAUGACAGGAUGUGCGGUAGGAACCCAGGUGGCAACAUCUUCAACUUUGCCUGGUUUACCUUCAAGUGGAAUUACAACAGGACUUGUUGGGUCCUCUUUUUGUCAGAGUCCUUUAUCUACCAGUCCAUCCAACCUAAUGCCUAGUCAGAUUCUCCCGAACCAACCACAUCCUAAGUCACUGCAGCAGUUUGCUGGAGGAGGUAGGACUAACAGUGGCAUAAACCUCUUCCAAUCACCAUCACAAGGCUCACCAUCUUGUGUUAGGGGGCAACAAACUCAGUCGCCUGCUACUGGUUCCCCACCAUCCAUCAGCCACUUUAGCCUGGCAGGCCUUCAGUCUGGCUGCUUGCCUCACCAGAUGUCACUGGAGAAGUCUGCAUUGGCUUCGUUGGCUCAGUAUGGUUCAGCAAACGCCUCUCCUUGCCUUACCCCAGUAGCACGGAGUCCUACAGUACAAAGUCCAGUGGCAGGCAGGACUUUUCAAUACAGUGACCCUUCAAGUAUUGCAGGAUCCCACAGUUCUUUGCUCAUGCCCCAGUCUCCUCUCCUUUCACAGCUUCCCAGCCUGCCACAAGCAUCAGGGAGAGAUUCUCCUUUAGCUCCAUUUUCUGAGGACCUAAAAUGUUUAUCCAGCUCACACCCAUCUUUACCCCAGGAGGUGGCCCAGGCCCUGAGCCACCAAACUACUUGCUCCUCUGUGGAAUAUUAUCCCUCACCAUUUUCCUCACCAACUCUUUUGCCCAAACCCUGUAGCUCAAUAUCAGGGCACAUGACUCCUCCAAAGCAGGAGCCGCCGGGGAACCCUCACCUGACUCAGUCCCCUAGAUCAUCUCCGGUACCUCCUCCACAGAGGGGCUCUGGUGCCUAUUUGUCAGAUCUAGAACCUCAAACUGCUCGUUCUAAACUUCCUUCCAAUUUGUGAGGAUCGAUCACACCCUCCUGUGCUCCCCUAAAAUGAAACACAACUAUCGGUACUCAUGAGAUUAUUUUAUGUUGUCAGACUUCAUUGUGUUCCACUUCUCAUUUUACCAGGAUUUUUACAUUUACUGUGAAUUCAAGAUACUUUACCAGGAAACUCAGAGCUAUAAAGUACUCCUCUUUUGUUUAAUUCAUUGUUCUUGUUGUUCAUAUAUGCUGUAUAUAGGCAGAAAUAUAUUAAACUCAUAGGCUAAUUAAGGGACAGGGAGGGUGUGAAAGUGAUCUCAAGGACAGUCACUUUCUUUAUUUGUAAGACUAUGCCAAAUUCACUAUCAUUCAUACUAUUUGGAAAGUGAAUCAAUAGAAUACAUGAAAUUGUUUUUUAUUGCAGGAACCUAUGCACUAAUACCUGCAUGUAUAAAGGCUUUUGUGUGUUUUAAGGUUACUAUCAAGAUUUUUAGCUCAAAAGAUAUGAUUUGAGACUCAUCGACUCUUGUACCUUUCUGUUUAGGAUCACAUAUUGCUGAUCCUUAAAUGUAUUUAUUAGAUUGUUCUUAUUUAUCCUGUGUAUAAACUUUUCAAAACCUUGAACAAUGGAGAUGAGAUUUUAGGAUACCAAAAAGACUUUUUCUGUGGAAUAACUAUUCACCUCUCCAGGGCCCACAAUCCCUCUUUUAUACCACUUUGUUGUAUUCACACUGGUAUUUGAAACAGAGGAAGAGGGGUUUGCUGAGCUACCCUCUGUCUCAGAGUUUCAACAUAAGAGUAUGUGAUGGACAACCUUUCUGCAGAGUCCUCAACCAUAUUCUAACAAGCUCACCUUGUCUUCCAAGCUUGUGACACUUAAGUGUAUUAAGUUUGUAUUCUUUAUCUUCCAAGCCGUGCUCAACUGUUAAUGUGUGAGUGUAGCAUUAAGUUGAAGUCUGGAAGAGUUUUUCCAGACUGAUCAAAAGUAAGUUUGCCUUUUUUAAACAAAACUUAGGACUUCCAAAAACCAGUUUGUGUGAUGCAUUGCAUAGCACUUGGAUAGAAAAGAAAUACGUUUACAUUUGAUAGUAAUAAAGCCCAUUGGGGAAAUUGACAACAAUUACAAUGAAAUUUGAUUUUUUUCUUUUUCACUAUAUGGAUCCACACCUAGUUUGAAAACAACAUCUUCAUUAACCAAUACAGUUUGUUAAAUCAAAAAUACAGAAAUGCUGGACCAAAAAUAUUAAUUUAUCUUUGCACCACUUCCUCUGGUGUAGCUGCUUAAUGGUCAGCAUGAGUUGUUCUCCUUAGUAAAGACUAAUUAUGAGUUUGAGAUGCUGAAUGUAUGCAUGAUGCUUCCGAUGAGUACUGUAGGUAUGGUUGGUGCACUGAAGACAAAUUGUCCCUAAGAGGGUUAAGAAACUGUUCUGCAACUGUAAAAGUCAUUGAUUAUAUAUCUUUAACAGACAGUAUCGUCAGCAGCCAUUUCUGUAGCCAUAAUGUCCAUUAAAAGACAUAUAAGAGUCAGUUGAGUGGUUCAUGAGAUAAUCUGGACAUGUUACUUUGAAAGCUGCCUGCAACAGCCCACUUGUUACUUCUAUAAUCUUUUAAGUGACACUGUACAUUUGUGCCACUUUAAAGAUUAUCCAAUUAAAUUUGCAGGUAUUCUUGGCCUUUUUUAUAUUUUGGUAUAAACAAACUUUGAUCAUUUUUAAGAAAGCUCAAACAUAAUAGCUCAAUUAACACCUUCGAUUGCAAAACCAUAAGUUUGACUCUAGAUUUUGACAGCCAAUCUGUGUGUGAACACAUGUUCACACACUGAUGAUGGCAAACUACUGGACUGUAGCCACAGCCGCCCUUGGGCACAAUGACUGAGACAAAUGGAGCAUAGAUUUGAACCAGCAACCUACUGAUUAGGGGAAGAACUCCUACCACUGUCACCCUGUAUUUGAGAAAUUUGCAUUUUAAGGUUAUUGGUUCACUAAUAAUUUACUUUUGCUUCAAGCUUUGAUAUUAAAACAAAUGUUUCAUGUUAAAUGUUCAAAUAGCAGAGCCAAACUAGAAAGUCUAUUAUGCCAAAGUCUACUAUUUGGCAUAAUAGGCUACAGGCAUAAAUAUAUAUUUAGAUGUUGAAAUGAAGCUCUGGAUAAAUGUGGAUAGCUAUAUAAGAUUUGAACCACUUCUGAACAAUAUUCCAACCUGGACACUUAAUGAUUUCAAAAAGCUCUCAAAAAGCCAUAAUAGGCAAAGUAAACAUACCGGAAACUCAAGUUGCAAAAUAAAAUCUAAAUUCUGAAUGUUUGAUUUCUCUCUCUUGAGCAAUCUAAUCUGUAUAAACUAGGAUUAUACAAUUCUUUCCAUUUACCAAUUUUCAUGGGUUAAGGCUGUAAAAGAUAUAUUUAAAUUGGAUAUUUUCUGAUUUAAGUUAACUAAUUUGUAUCUCUCUACCGUUAAUUGCUUCAUGAACAUUGAUAAAUUUUACAAAUUUUCUUCAAUCAUAUCAUCUUCAUACCAGCAAUAUCUACAGCCACGCAAAGCUGAUUAAAUAAUUGGUGGUUAGCAUAUGUCAGUUAUAGUUUUUACACAAUAUAGCAAAUAUUUCCAUCAUGCAUUAUUAAUGGCAUUCAGUUAUAUAUGGUACAUGUUUUCCAUAAAAUUACUAGUUGUUUAGACACCGAUACACAUUCUUUCAAGAAGCUUACGUGACCCCACAAGGUAUCAGUGGUCAGGAAAAUGUGUACAUCAUUAGGCAUCAUUAAUCUCCCAAAGGAGCAGCGCAGUGUUAUGAUCUUCAUGUUUGUCUGUAGCUCAUCACCAAGACAGACCCAGGUUCCACUCAGACAGCUGAGUCCCAGACUCAGUCACAGCACUCAGCCGCAGGAGCCUAAUUUAACAAGACAUAUUUGUAAUCCCUUGACCCCCCACAAGCUAUCAGAGACUUCCACAUAGAGGUGGCUAUGCUGGUCCCUCAUUACAACUGUGUGAAGUCAUUUUAACAAGGUGCACCAGUGAUUGAAAUGACACAGUUUGUUUGCAAAUAUGCACGAGCAGCAGAUCUCACACUCACUGCUUCUCAUGCUCCUCCCUAAAUGAGAAAACAAUAUUGAAAGACAAAACAUUGAACUUUCAGUGUUCUUUAAAUAUGCCUAAUUAUAUCUGUAAUUAGCAUGUCUAUGGCCAACUGAUUCUCCACUGUCUAGUUGCAAUCAGUUUUGAGUGCAUAUCUAAAUACGUCAUUGGGUGUUGUAAACCCAGUAGUCCAAAGCAGAAUUUAAAUACUUUUUUUCACAAGCACUACAACUGUUUUUAAUGUUGUUAGGUGAGGAUGACAUCAGUAAAAAGACACACUUAAAUAAAGCUGUCAAGAGUAACCACAUCCCUGCACUGUCAGUUUAACAUUUCCUCAAUAAUGCUGUGAAACACAACUGAGUAACAUCUCAUAUGUGCAAUAAGAUGAGUCUCUAUGUCUUGACCUUUUAAUAAGUCAAAAAGUGAAAUGUAGAAUAUCAGCAGCUGACAUGCUAUUCAAAAUCCAACAUGUAACAUUUCAUCCUUUAACAAUUUCACAUGGUAGUAUUCUCAAAGAUAGAACCACUGAAAACUGUUUCACUUACCGCUCGUGGAUGUAACAUCUAUAUGUAAUAAGAAAUUUGAGGCAAAUUUAGUGAGAAUUAUGAGAUACAUUGAGCUCUGCAAUUGAAAAUUAAGUGAUCUGAAAAUAACAGCUCACAUGAUAACUUUCAAAGCCUCCAUUCACAUACACCUCUUUAAACCGUCCACCAACUAUGACCUUACUAACAUAUUGCAAGAAGCUUGAAAGAAUGUCUGCACUCUGACAUGUUCAAGAAAUGAUGUAGUUGGACAUUCAGCUACAGGAGGAACACGCAUACAGCCAGGUACUCCAUGGGGUGCUUGAGCUGAUGGGCUUCUUUUGGAAUGUUGCCUUUUUCCUUGUGAUUGUCCCUGAGUGCGUCUGAGGGGGUGGGUUCAGUUUGCUGCUGAUUGGAAGGAUAUGAGUUUGGGCUUUGUUCAUCGUCACGUAGCAAUCAGUCAGUGUUUGGGAUGUUUGUCUGUGACUAUUAUUUCCCCCCUACCUGCCUCGCUCCUGUGUUGGAGCUGGAUUCUUUAUAAGGUGGGUAGAAGUCACAGCUAAAAUGUUUAUAGAACAGGGACUGACUAAUUAGCCAGAACGUCACUGAGUUUUAUUUAGAUUUUACCAACACAUAAUUAUAAGUUGAAAUGAAACUUUUUCUAAAUUAUUUUCUAAUCAAAAUCCGACAAGUGAGAUUUACAUUUAUAUUCAGUUCCCCUCCUACUACUAAAUGGAAUCAAAUGCAACCAGUUAUCUCCUGAAGUCACUUUAUUUGUAAAUCAAUUCCUUCCUGUGUCUGUAUGGGUAAGUUGCAGACAGAAGGACACAAAAAUAUGUAAAUGAGAGAAAUGAUGAAGACCGCAGUAUGAAAGUGUGUAAGAGGAAAUGAUCCAACCUCAGUCUCAGUCAAACAAACAUGUUUGCAAACUCAUGUUCCUGUUAUUGAAUUAAAAGUAUAGGCUGGGAUGAGACAUAAUGAUCAUUAUACAUAAUCAUUAAUGCAUUAAAGUGUCAAUAAUCAUUAACAAAACAGCAGUGGGUGUAAUACAUAAAAAAAGUCAGUCACAUUAAUGUAGUACAUAUUAAAAUAAACAAAAAAAUAUUUGUUUAUUAUUGGAUAUUGGAUAUUCUCCAACUAAUCUCACUGAGCUAUUUCCCAAAGCCAAAUAGACAGUAGUUUAAGUUUCUGGAUGUGUAAAUUAGACAGAAACACCCCAAAGUCUUGCUGCAAUGCAAUCCACAACUGACUCAAAGGGCCUGAAUACAUACACACACGUCACACUUGACACAUUUUGGUUUGAAAAUUGUUUUGAAAACAAUUCAUCUUUUACCUUCCAUUUUACUUCUAUGCGCUGCUUUGUGUUUUUCUAUAGCAAAAUUCCAGUAAAAUAUAUUGAAGUUUGUGAUUGUAACAAGACAAUAGGUAAAGAAUUUAAAAUGGCAUGAAUACUUUUGAAAGGCGCUGUAAGUGGUUCAGUAAAAGGGUGGCUGAGCAGGGUAUCACUUAAAUCUGUCACUGUCACAGAGCUGAAAGAAGCUGUGUGAUAUCCUCUGGAGUUCAUCUGGGCCAGCUUCUUUGCAAAUGUGCCUGUCUUGGCAUUUUGGUGAAAUUGAAAAAAUUAUGUUUGAUUGAUGACCAUGAAGCCUCAAAUUUCUUUACUGGAAAUGAAAAGGGAGAUUAUAAUCCUCAGGGUCAUAUAACGCUUUCAACUCACAGUAGACCAUGUAAUCCUUCUCUCCGAGUAAAGACGUGAAAAUAGCAGAAAUUGGAGUAACAAGAUUUUCACCUGACAGCAAUGUUUACUCUUCAAGCAGAUUUUUCUAUUUCCAUCUUCUCACACUGUUUGCCACAGUCACAUCUGCAGCAUAAUGUAGCAUGGAGACUGUGCUUUUCCGGGGAAUCAGUUGGGAAUUAGAUAAGCUUUGAAACUUUGUGCCUUUUGAGAGCGGCGAAUAAAGAAAAACAACGAUGACUCACUUUCUCAUGCGGAGAACUAUUUUCAUUACGUCUGCCUGUGACACCCAUAAGAACAUGGAAGGAAGACUACUGUUUGAGAUCAGGAGAGGAGAUGGCAGAGCUGAAAGAUUAUGAUUACUGGCAUUGUGCCCAAAUGCUUCAAACUCAAGAUUUUACAUAAGACUGUAAAAAGAAAGAAGAAGAAGUGCCUGAUAAGCCUUUUUUUAUUUUAAUGCCAUGCAUUAGUAAACAUAGAUUAUCUCUUUUAAAUAACAUGAUAUUUAGGUCAGGAAUACCCAUUGUUUAGGUAGGUAGGGGACAGAGUUUGGCCUAAGAAGUAGUUGUUUUUAGCAAGUUUAAGGUCAGGACCCUAUAGCAUUUCUAGGUCUUUGUAGGUCUCCAAAUUAUACAUGGAGUCCUUUAUUUUUAUUGCUUAAUGUUAGGUCCUAUAAAAUCUAUUGGUAUUGAUUGCAAACUGUGGUGAAAGUACCCUUCUGUAACAAUCAAAUGUAUCAUUGGUUCUCAAUUAGCCUGGCAAAAACAAGUACCUUGUUCUACAUUUUGCUUCAGUCUGGAUGCUGGGCUAUUAAGAAACAAGUGCUUGCUGGAUGCAUGGACUCUAUUGAAGUUUUAAAUGACUGGAUCUAAUUUUACCCAAUCACUAAUGUUUGGCUGUGAUGCGCCAGCUACACUGUGAAGAAAGCUGAACUUACUAGAAAUUGUGUGCACUGUAAGCAAACAUCCCCCACAGCAAAGAGAGAAGUGCACAACUGAAUGACGUCUCUGCCAGCAAUAAAAUUUAUUAAACUUCUUGCUCCUCUUGCUAUUAAACCUCUUGCUCCAACUUUAAUUGCUCAAUUUCUGGAAUGAAAAAGUGUGAACUGAAUGGCUUUAUUCACCGCCUCCGCUGAAAUUGCCAAGCUACAACUAUAAGCAGACGAAGGUUCUAAGAGAGCGCUGAAAAUUUAUUUACUCACUCACAACUCCUCUUUCUGUUCUCUGAUUGGCCCAGAUGAAAUUCAUCCUGAGAAAUCGAGCUCAAUUUGAGAAAUCCCUAAUGGUGCACAGAAGGGAGAUGAGCAUUGGGUUCUAUUGUGUAGAAAAGUAAGGGCCAAGCUAGUUCUCACUGUGUAAAAGGCAUUACCCCUUAAUGUAAGCAAGAACGGAAUUAUAACUCAAGACAUGACAGUGAAAAAGAAAUACAUCCACAUAGUUUAAGUGCAUUUAAAAUUUUGAUGUCCCUGUUUUGUGAUGGCCCAGUUGCUCAUAAAUAUAUGUUAGUCAAUGAAGGUCAGUUGUUACAUCAGAAAAUUUAAAAUGUUUUUGAGAAGGCUUUUGUUGUUUCUUUAAAUUUAAUUUAUUUACUAUUUUAGUCCUUUUACUCUUGAUCUCUGGCCACAGAUUUGUGCAACCCCUCCAAAACCAGGUAUUUGCACACAAUUUAUGACUGAAGUAAUAUGAAAACUAGUUUUACCCUCUAAUAGUCUUUAUUGUUGUGGGCAAAACUACUAAUUUUGUAUCAUCACUAUUCACUCAGUAAUAUAAGUUUGAGCACAAUGUGGGCUGUUUGGCAGUGUUCUGUAACCCAAAUAUGACUGAGUUUAUGCAGGCUACUUUGGAACUUCUCAACUUUUUUAAUUGGAUAAAAAACCACAAAAUACGUACACAGAUUUGACAAAUACAUGUGCAUUUCCAUUUUGGUUGCAGCUGACGAGACAACUCUGUGUUGAAGCCAAAGGUUGGGGCCGCCCCUUACUAGAUUAGAGUGGAGGGAAACAGAAAAGGGCAUAUUUCUACUCUAUUUGAAGAGAUGAGGGUUUAUAUAAAAAAAAUAAAAACCCUGCCUCUGUGAGCUGUCUUUCAUUCACUGAAGUACGUACUAUAAUUCCACUUAAUCUGAUGUUGAGAGCAUAAUGGCAAAAAGGUACUCACCUAUCCCGAUUAAUAUAUUUACAAAGGACCUAUUUAGGUUUCUGUGUUUAUGUUAGGCUGUCCUGAUGACAGAUAUCUGCACCACACCCCAUAAUGAUAAGCAAUGAACACCAAACUGUAUGUAUGUACAGAGUUCAUCAUUUUUAGAGACACAAGCCAUUUUAUUGUUGGAUUUCUUUACUUUGUGACAUUACAAGAGCUAGAAGGAAAACGACUCUCCACAGACAGUCAGGGUUUCUUUUGUUGUUUUUCUAGAAAGCAGUGACUGGAUGAACACUUCUAAUGAAGACUCGCACCCUUUUGAGGAGGACAGCAUUUUGAUCACUUUGCUAUUGAUCAAUGGAUAUCUAUUUUUACCAUGGAAACUAAGGGGAAAAGCAAUAAGGGGGUUGUGCGAAUACAGUGUGACUUGACCGGACUUUGCACCGACUCACACAGUGUCCAUGGGUGCUCGGCUUCCGUGGUUAAUCGUGUGUGUGGAGGGGAAAUGGGAUGAACUGUCCAUAAGCACACAUAUUGGAUGAAAUAAAAUGCUAUAGAAUAAAAUA